AUGCGUCCCGAAGACACCGCCAUUGGCAGUUUCGGUGCUCCUCGAACCGGCUUCCCUAGUGCUAGCCUUCGAGGCACCAAGGGCACUUUUGACGCGGAUAGGACAAGCAAGGACGGUGACUCACGAGGUGGUCGGUUCGACUUUCGAACGCGAAACGCCGACAAUGACGGCGCUAGUUCCGGGGACCGCUUCCGUGAUGGAAGAAAUCCUGCUUAUCGACGACGCGGCGAGGGAGACCAGGAUAAUGAGGGCUGGAGCACUGUCAAGCCGCGAAAGAGCUUUGGCCCUGAAGGCGCUGAGCGAUUUAACGGCCGUAUGGGUGGCGUUGACCGAUACCGCGAUGACCGUCGCACUCGUGACAGAGAUGAGACUGACAAGCCCAAUGUGAAUCGCCGAACUUACGAUUCGACAUCCAGGGACAAGGAUGCCGCCAAUGACGAAAAUAACGAAGGAAGACCCCGGAACGGCGUUGCUCGGGGCAAGUCCGACACCUGGUUCAAGAAUGAAGCUGCGAAUGAGGGCCUCAGUGCCCGUGAGCGAAUCGAUAGGGCCAAAAGCUGGAGGGACCGCGAUCGCGAGAAUGACGCUCUCGAGGAUCGGUCUUCAAAUAGGACCUACGAUCGCCGCUGGGGCGGGCGCGACCGCGACCAACGCGCCGAAAGAGACCCAGAGUGGAUGGAUGCUCCUGCCGAUGAAAAAGCUGGUGGCCACACGGAAGAGGACUUCAAAAAGUUCCUUGAGAGCAUGAAGGCCCGUGAUGGAGGCGCCUCGAGCAAGCCCGCAGCCCAACCGUCCGAACCGCCAGCGGAAGCCCCCAAGAAGGCUGAAUACACGCCCUCCAUCGAACCUGGCCCCGACAAGUUUUCAUGGCAUUCGCCUCUCCCCUGCUACCGAGACCGCCACUUCAGGGGUUCGGGGCCUCUCAAUGGCGGCCAUCCGCAGCACCCGCAGCAUCUACAACACUCACAGCAUCCGCAGCACCCACAGCACCAACAACACCCCCAGGAAGCUGGCCUACCCGCUCCAGAGGAAGAGAAGGUUGCUUUCCAGCAGCUUCUCAUGAAGCUUCAGAAACAGUCGCUGCAGGUUAGCCCUGCCCCUGCGGCGCCCUCAUCGUUCUCUGAGCCACCUCAUGCUCCGCCUGCGACCAGCUCCGCUGGACCUGAAUUCCCGAUUAGAGCCGCCGCAAAGGCGGCCUCGCCUGAAUCCGCAAACGUUCCUUAUGGGAGCGGCGGCCACGAGCCACCAGCAGACGACUCCGGAAAGGGCCCUUCUUGGCCUUUCCCCAUCAUCGCUCCUCAGCCCAUGCUCCCGCACCAGACCGCUGCUGCGCGCCAGGAUCAGCUCUUGCAGAACCUCGUGGGCCAUCGUGGUGACAGUGCCCAGCGUGGGGACCCGCUUGCCGUUCGAAACAACAGCAACACGGAGUUUUUGAUGAACCUCAUGCGUAGUCAACCGGAAGCUCCCCGCACGGAGCAGAUGAUGCUCCGGAUGCCUCAGCCUCAAAAGUCGGCACCCAUCCCCCAUGUCGCUGAACGGGACCCCGAAUUCCGGCCAAUGAUUCCUCCUCCCGGUCUCCCCGGUGGCAUCUCUAGGAACAUGCCUUUGCCCCCUGGCAUGUAUCCGCCCAGCUUCCCUCCCGGCGGACCUGGGUUCCCUGGCCCCGAGGCAAUGGGUGGUAUGCCCCCGAGGAACAUGCAGCCUCCUCCCGGUAUCUUUGGUGCCCCUCCACCGGGCUUCUUUCCCCCGCCUGGUGUAGGUGGAUUCCAGGGAGGUCCCCCGGCUGAUGUCCACGGCUUUGGCGGCCCUGGCGGGCUUGCCGGCCACUUUGACGCCAGGGGCAUGCCCUCCGGGAGUGCCUCGGGGCGCAUUUCCCCGACCUUAAAUCGCCGUUCGAAGCGGAGGCACAAGCCCAUUGUGCCGGCCGCUUUGAGGCGGGGUUUGCCCGUCUUCGAUCCCCUCCACUCUUGGCUACUAAUCUUCACACUCUUUUUCCUUCUACCCGAAAGCGAGCUGUCUUAG
Parascedosporium putredinis is the source of this 2022-nucleotide messenger RNA. The record is from the annotation of a GenBank genome assembly. NCBI's taxonomy places the organism in Eukaryota, Fungi, Ascomycota, Sordariomycetes, Microascales, Microascaceae.